CAUUCACCUUUUCUUGACUCUCACCAGCAAGAACAUUGCCUACUAAUCACAACCACCUUACACAACACAUCACUUCUCCCAACCAACACCGCCCAUCAUGCAUCGCACAUACUCUAUGCGCCAGUCGCGCGCCCCGACCGCGUCGCAAAUCCAGAACCCUCCUCCGCCAUCCUCGUCGACCAAGUCGAACCGCCUGUUCGGUCGCAACAACAUCAGCCACACUUUCCGCAAGUCCGUCCACCCCGGCGCUUUCGGUCCCGAUCUUGCGAAGAAGCUCUCUCAGCUCGUCAAGAUGGAGAAGAACGUCAUGCGAUCAAUGGAGCUCGUUGGCCGUGAGCGUAUGGAGGUUGCUCAACAACUUUCCAUCUGGGGUGAGGGCUGCGAUGACGAUGUCUCUGAUGUCACCGACAAGCUCGGUGUUCUCAUCUACGAGAUCGGUGAGCUCGAGGACCAGUUCGUCGACCGAUACGACCAAUACCGUGUGACCAUCAAGAGCAUCCGUAACAUUGAGGCUUCGGUUCAGCCUUCGCGUGACCGCAAGCAGAAGAUCACCGACCAGAUCGCCCAGCUCAAGUACAAGGAGCCUAACAGCCCCAAGAUUGUCGUCCUCGAGCAAGAGCUUGUCCGUGCCGAGGCCGAGUCCCUCGUCGCCGAGGCCCAGCUUUCCAACAUCACCCGUGAGAAGCUGAAGGCUGCUUUCACCUACCAAUUCGAUGCCCUUCGCGAGCACAGUGAGAAGAUGGCGAUCAUCGCUGGCUUCGGCAAGCACCUUCUCGAGCUCGUCGACGACACCCCCGUCACCCCUGGCGAGACCCGCAAUGCCUACGACGGAUACGAGGCCUCCAAGGCUAUCAUCCAGGACUGCGAGGACGCUCUGACCAACUGGGUUGAGCAGAACGCUGCCGUCAGCUCCAAGCUCUCCACCCGCACCCGCACUCUCUCUCAACGCCGCCGCAACAACGCUGAGGGUCACGACCUCUCCGGCCAAGACCAGGACCGUGAGUCCGGUCACUGGAUCCCCGCCAGCCAGCACCAGAACCAGGAGUACGACGACGAGGAGGAGAUCCGCGGCCGCGAGGAGGAGCGCGUCGCUGCUUAAAUUCCGCCAUAUCAGCUAAGAAAUAUGAGAUGGACGGAGGAAACAAUUUCCUCGGAGAUUUGAAAAGGAAAAAUAAUAAGGGUGUCAUGCCGCUUAUACCCUAGGACAGCCCGCGGCCAUUGACAAGCC
Messenger RNA from Dissoconium aciculare CBS 342.82, 1228 nucleotides. RefSeq lists its product as uncharacterized. Bases 116 to 1099 code for a protein of 327 amino acids. The record is from RefSeq and is a predicted model, not a curated record. Gene Ontology annotation, cellular component: eisosome filament; plasma membrane. Gene Ontology annotation, biological process: endocytosis; negative regulation of protein kinase activity; eisosome assembly. Gene Ontology annotation, molecular function: lipid binding. The transcript has 4 exons. Lineage: Eukaryota; Fungi; Ascomycota; Dothideomycetes; Mycosphaerellales; Dissoconiaceae.